Molecule: messenger RNA, 2571 nt
Organism: Heteronotia binoei (common prickly gecko)
Lineage: Eukaryota; Metazoa; Chordata; Lepidosauria; Squamata; Gekkonidae
Product: vomeronasal type-2 receptor 26-like
Exons: 6
Coding region: 1-2571 (856 amino acids)
Biological process (GO): G protein-coupled receptor signaling pathway
Cellular component (GO): membrane
Molecular function (GO): G protein-coupled receptor activity
Source: RefSeq, a predicted model, not a curated record
AUGGUGUUGCUCCUGCUCCUGCUGCUCUUGUUGCUGCUUCUGCUGCCCCACGCAGCCUAUGGGGUGCUGAAGGCAAAGUGCCCACUGAAUCUGAAGGAAGAUCGAAUAGGUGAAUUAAAUUAUUACAGCCCUGGAGACCACAUCAUUAGCGGGCUCCUCUCAACAACUGGAGCGUCAUUCUUACCCACGCAUGUCCGUUUCUACAGGGCUCCCUACGUCUUCCUGCUCCCGCUUGAAAAUUCAAAGUUCUGGCACCUCCUGUCCUUCAUGUUCAGCGUUCAUGAGAUCAAUCGGAAUCCCAGGCUCUUGCCCAACAUUACUCUGGGCUACAACAUCUAUGAGACCUUGUCCAGUGAAAGGCUGACCUACGACGCCAUGUUAGAUCUGACAUCUGUGGAAUGGAAGAACGUCCCCAACUACCACUGUGGAGGUCAGAAUAAUCCAUUGGCUGUUCUUGAAGGAGCGACCACUGACAUCUCUAACUACAUUUCCAGCAUAUUGAGCAUCUACAAAAUCCCACAGGUCGCUUAUGGAUCUGAUGAGCAGAAAACUGAUGAUAAAACUCAGUUAUCAAUUUUCUACCUGAGAAAUGCCAAAGAGAAUACUUAUUUUCUGGGGGUUAUCAAACUGCUCUUGCACUUCAGGUGGACAUGGACUGGUCUGAUUGCUUCAGACACCGAGGAUGGAGUGAAGUUCACAAGUACCAUGGUACCUUUGAUGACCAGUAGAGGUAUUUGUGUCGCCUUCUCACACAACAUCGAAGGAGGGAAAGCAUUUAUUGCAGUGAUGGUAGCAGAAGUGGAAGAUAUUGCUUUAUCCGUGAACCUGACAAAAAUUAAUGUAUUGGUUUUGUAUGGAGACUUUACCUUCUUGUUUUUUUUCACAUACAUGAAGAAAGCAAUUGAUAACACCAUGAAUUCCAUUGCGGGAAAAGUUUGGAUCACAAUGUCUUUGCAGAUCAUCAGUGCACAUAAAGAUUUGCAUGGCUCGUUGUCUGUAAUCCAGACAAGAAAAAGGCAAACACGUCACAACUCUGACACGCUUUUCACUCGUACAAAGCAGUUUGGGGAGAAAGCUUUUAAUUGCUCAUAUUCCAAAUAUGUGCAGUCUGCGAAAGGCCGGGAGAGAUGUGCCGAGAAGGAUAAAAUGGAAACUCCAACCCAGGAUGUGCUUGAAAGAGUCCUGUAUGAUGGCCACGAUAUUUAUGUUGCUCUUCAGGCUGUGGCUCGUGCCUUACAAUCUGCAUACAAAUCCAGGAAAAGUCCACUAAUGGUGGGAGGAGGAGACAAACUGGAACGUCAAAGGGUGCAGUCGUGGCAACUUUAUCCUUUCCUGAGGAACCUCCAAUUUUACAAUACUUCUGUGGAGGGGAACAGGGACCCAGAAGAAGACCUUGACAUUGUAAAUUGGGUGGUGUUUGCCAACAAAUCCUGUGGUGGAGUAAAAGUUGGCAGUAUAGAGAAACCAGCAUCCACAUCUUUGAAGGUCUCCAUUGAUCUCGAUGCCAUAGUGUGGCCCCGUGGGUAUAAUCAGACCCUGCCCCAAUCCAGGUGUACCAAGAGCUGUUCACCAGGAUCCAUGAAACUGAUUGUGAAAGAAAAGCCGGUGUGCUGCUACGCUUGUGUUCCAUGUAAGGAAGGAACCAUUUCUGUUCAGGAAGAUUCAGACCGCUGCAACAAGUGUCCAGAAGAUCAGUAUCCGAACAAGGACCGGACUCAAUGUGUCCCCAAGGCUAUAACUUUCCUGUCCUAUCAGGAACCUUUGGGGAUCAGCUUGGUUUUCUUUGCCCUGCUGUUGGUCAUAACUACAUGUUUUGUGCUGGGAAUCUUCAUCAAAUACCUGGAUACUCCAAUAGUCAAAGCCAACAACCGGGACCUCACCUACGUUCUCCUCAUCUCCCUCCUGCUUUCCUUUCUGUCCUCCCUUCUAUUCAUUGGGCAGCCAAGGAAGGUGACCUGCCUUCUCCGACAAACCACCUUCAGCAUCAUCUUCUCGGUUGCUGUCUCUUCUGUGUUGGCCAAAACCAUCACUGUGGUGGUGGCCUUCAUGGCGACUAAGCCGGGAAACAGGAUGAGGAAAUGGCUGGGGAAGAGCUUGGCAAACUCCAUUGUUCUUUCUUGUUCUGUUGUGCAAGUCGGCCUGUGCGUCAUCUGGCUUGGGAUCUCUCCCCCCUUCCCAGACUCUGACAUGCACUCCCAGCCUGGUCAGAUCACCCUGCAAUGCAAUGAAGGGUCUCUGGCCAUGUUUUAUGGUGCCCUGGGCUACAUGGGCUUCCUGGCAGCCAUCUCCUUUGUGGUGGCUUUCCUGGCCAGGAAGCUUCCAGGGGCCUUCAAUGAAGCCAAGCUGAUCACCUUCAGCAUGCUGGUCUUUUGCAGUGUUUGGGUGUCCUUUGUGCCCACCUACCUGAGCACGAAGGGGAAAUACAUGGUAGCCGUGCAGAUCUUCUCCAUCUUGGCUUCCAGUACUGGAUUACUGGGCUGCAUCUUCUUCCUCAAAUGCUACAUUAUUAUAGUGAGGCCUGAUUUGAAUACCAAGGAGCAUCUAAUGAUGAAAUCUGAGGAUGGCAUCUGA